GGCGGCGCGCUCAGUCGACCAGCAGGUGAGGUGGUGGCCGCACGCGCCCGGCCCUCUGCCGCCGCCGGCACGUGAGAGCGAGCGAGAGACGGACGCGAGUCAGUGAGGCCAGCCGGCCACGGACAGAGGCUGCGCCGGAGUGUCGACCUGCUCCGAUGAGCCAGCCCACGGCGAGAUAGGUGUGUGCGAGCUGACCCGAUGGAGCUGACCGGCUGCUGGCUGGCGCUGACGCUGCUGCUGGUGCCGGGACUCGGCCAGGUCGGCUCGCAGGAGGACGUCGGGCCCGGCCGGCCGGCAGCCACCACCAGCGCACUCUCACUGCCAGCCAGGAGAGACGCCAACGCCACCGCACUGCGCACAGUCAGCGGCUCCCCGGUCUCCCCGGAGCCGCCCAGCUCCACCAGCUCGCGCUCCGAGCCGUCCGACCCCGGCUCCUCCACCGCCCGGCGCUCAGCGACCUCCGGCCGGCCCCGCGGCCAGCGAGGUCAGCGCCGUCAGCGCGGUCGCCGUCAGCGCGGUCAGCGGCGGCGCGGCCAGCGGCGGCGCGGUCCGGGAGGAUCCCGAGGUCCAUCGAGACCUCUUGGCGGAGACUCCAGCGGCUCCUCUGAUUCUCCGGGUUCCUCCAGUUCGUCCGAUCCUUCCACUUCCUCAGAUUCCUCUGAUUCCACCGCCGCAGACUCCCCUAGCGCCCCAGCGGCGGCCGACUCGUCCGGAGCCGCCGGAGACACUACGGGUCGAGGCAGACAGGGCCGAAGGAGACCGGGAGGCUCCGACCGGGGUCGUCGGCACCGCGGCGAGCACUCAGACGACCUCGGACUCUGGAUCGACCCAGACCAGAUCGAACAGUUCUCAGGCUACCGGAUACAGAUCCCGAUCAUCAUCAAGGGGCAGCUGCUGUCGCACAUCAUGGACCCCAACUUCGAGCGAUACCUUCCCAUGAUCCCUGCUGAGGUGGGCUACGUAAACUUUACCUGGAGCUCCGGCCGACGGCGCUACAACUACAGUUUCUACGAGCUGGCCUCUGACGACACCACCGUGCUGAUGCCGCCCAUCGUAUCCAUCAACAGGAGCGGACGGGUGCCCAAGAAGGCGCGCAUGUUCUCCAUCGUGCUGCCGUGCGUCGGAAACGUCUCGGGCGUCGUGUUCUUCACCGUCGGCCUGGACGUGAUGACCCGCCGCCGAGGACGGCGCGUGCGGGGCAUGCCACUCCGACUGCGGCUCAAGAAGGAGUGCCGCAUUAGCCAUGAUCCCGAGUGUGACAAACGCUGUGGCAACGGCGGCUUCUGCAGUGCUGACGGCCAGUGCCAGUGUCCGCUGGGCUACAUGGGCAAGUACUGCAAUAUGGCGCUCUGCUACCCGCAGUGUAUGAACGGCGGCACGUGCGUCAAGCCGGGCAAGUGCGAGUGUCAGCUCGGCUAUCAGGGCCCGCACUGCGAAGGAGGUAUUUGUCAUGAACGGUGUCUAAACGGUGGUAAAUGCAUACAAAAGGAUACGUGUCAUUGUAAGAGAGGCUAUUACGGACCCCGCUGCCAGUACAGCAAGUGUCUGGUGCCGUGUCAGAACGGCGGCCGGUGCCGCGGCGUCAACCGGUGCCGCUGCCGGUCCGGCUACUCGGGCGACCACUGCGAGGUGGUGGCACGCCAGCCGUGUCGCCGCUGCCGCCACGGACAGUGCGUCGGCUCGCGCUGCGAGUGCGACAGGGGCUGGUUCGGACGUCGCUGCAACAAACGUAAGAGGGGCAGGAAGGGACGCUGGCGCAAGGGCCGCCGCCGACACCGUCCACGGACACGCAGCUAGAGUGCAUGCCGGCCUUCGUCUGGCCGGCGGAAGGGACGCCCUCGGCAGCGAGGGCGGCAACGGGGGCGGCAGCGGGGGCGGCAGCGGGAGCGGCAGCGGGAGCGACAACAGGGCAGGAGGAAACCACGCAUCUUCGUCUAGUGAAUUAGCCACAGUCGAGGUCGGCAGCCAGGGAUGUCCCAUCACUGUGAGCCACCCAAGCUGUCCAACCCGCGAUCAUCUGUCCGAAGCCUGCCCAGCACGACUGUCCGGUCCGAGCCUGUCCGGUGCGACUGUCCGGCGGCUGUCGGGUCCGAGCCUGCCCGGCCCGGAGUGGCCUGUGGUCUGCAGCCGGGCCGGGGCCGUCAGAUACUGCCGGCCAGGCCGGUUUAUACAGCACAUAGAUCGCCGUCGGCGCAGCCCGGCCCCGCCGAGCGACAUAUGCGCGGCGAUAUAUGGGGCCGCGCCGGCCGUAUGAACUGCCCCGAGUGGCCGUGCCGCCCGGCUCAUAUCAUGCCGACCAACAUCGCCCUGGUAUGUGACGGUUCCGCGAACUGAGACGGUUCUCACACGUCAGACUGAGGUCCGCGCACGGGCCGGUGACGUGAUGGGCUCGGUGGACUGGGAGCGCAGAACUGUGGCGCCACAGGACCAAAGUGAGUGCGCGCGGCCGGUGAUCGCCGGUGCGGCUGUCGGAAGCCGACCCACCGAGCGUCCUGUGCAGUUGCUGUGUACUGUCGCCGAGCUCUGGUGCAGUGGGGCGCAGGCCCGCGGGUCACUCCCGAUCACCAUGGCUCGCCUACGGACAAUAGGCUGGUGAACGGACAAUGACGAAAGCGGUUGGUGGCACCACGUGUGUCUCUAAAGUCAAUGUGUGGACGUGGUGCUCUUAAUAUGGCAGAGCUGCAAGUGAGCUUGAUGAUAUUUGUAUGGAUUGACGGCUGGCGUUUUGUGUUCGGCCGACGUGCUUGUAUAAGGCAUGAAAUGACUAAAGCUCUUGCAAGUUGCAUUCAUAAACCGAUGUCUACUGUUAAUACACACGGUCAAGCUAAUUGCAUCAGGUCCACGUAAUAUUUGCUUUGAUUACUGUUCAAAUUCUAACCAUGGUUAUGCUAACUAGAAAGUAGCUAUACCAGCAUCUACUGGCAAUUCGUAAAGGCGUGAGGAUAUUGGUAUUGCCACUAUAUAUGUAUGUUAUGUGCAACUUUAAUUAUGUGCAUCUUCAAUAUUUUGCUGUGAUCAUAAGUGUUUCGUGGUGUUAGUUAUGUUGCUUUCGCGACUUGCGUUUUAUUUGACAAAAUGAAGUUAGCAAAUUUG
Amphibalanus amphitrite is the source of this 3093-nucleotide messenger RNA. Its product is annotated as protein shifted-like. The transcript has 9 exons. Gene Ontology annotation, biological process: anatomical structure development. Gene Ontology annotation, cellular component: cell surface; extracellular region. The record is from RefSeq and is a predicted model, not a curated record. NCBI's taxonomy places the organism in Eukaryota, Metazoa, Arthropoda, Thecostraca, Balanomorpha, Balanidae. The coding region runs from base 199 to 1797 and encodes 532 amino acids. Gene Ontology annotation, molecular function: signaling receptor binding.